AUGUUGGGUAAACCAGUAGUUGUUGCUCGAAAUGUCGCCGAAAAGGCCUCGGUUCUGAUUGAACUCUUGAAUAAUCGAACUGAACAUCUGUGGGGUAAAAAUUUCAGAGUCAGCAGGACUACAUUUGAAUACAUUUGUGGAAUAGUGGAUACCUUACUUCGUAGUGCUAUCCCUGUUGAGAAACGAGUAGCUAUUGCAUUGUGGCGGCUAUCGACAGGGAAUUCUUAUAGAACUGUAGCACUUACAUUUGGAGUCGGUCGAUGUACUGCAAUGAAUAUGAAGGACGAAUUUUGUGAGGUUUUAAUAAGGCAAGCUCAUCACUUUAUCAGAUUUCCUAGGACCAAAGCAGAAACAAGAAAAUGUAUCCAAGACUGAAAAUUUCCUCAAGUAGAAGGAGCAUUGGAUGGAUCACAUAUUCCAAUAUCUGCUCCUACUGAGAGCGCGAAUGAUUAUUGUAACAGAAAGAAAUUUCUCAGUGUGAUAUUACAAGGAGUCGCUGAUGCUAAUGGGAGGUUCAUUCACGUCAGCACAGGUUAUCCUGGCAGUAUUCAUGACGCUCUAGUUUUACGUAUGAGUUCACUAUUUACAACAGUAGAAAACAAUUGUAUUCUCAACUCGCCUUCAUGUAGGAUUCGUGGUAGAAUGGUUAAUGCUUUGCUAGUCGCUGACCCUGCAUACAAACUCACUAGUUGGUGCAUGAAGCCCUACCUCAAGCUAGAGGAAUCACGCCAGGACAAGAAGCUUUUAAUAAAUCGUUGAGCAGCGUGCACGUGGUCAUAGAAUAAGCAUUCGGUCUAUCAAAGGCAUAUGUAAGGCAUAUCAAAAAUUUACUUGUAUCGUUGUGUCKAAUUAUUGUCUUUGAAUAUUUUUGCAACUUCUUUGAUCGCGUCAAACAUUAGUUUUUGACUUUUCAACUCGCAUUCUGCCUCUUUCUCAGCCGGKUUUUCAAAUAACUCAAAGAUCCUUUUCUUGAUUAACAGUUAGGAACUCUAAUAAGUCAUUCGAUUCUUGUUCAUCAUUCUGAACUCUCUUUUUUUGUGGCUGCUGGCUGUUUAUGCUUAGCUGGUCUCUUCCCUUUCCCUUUCCUUGCAGAAAGGCUCUUGAUUUCAUCUGAUUCAUCUAGAGAAUCCGGGGAUUCACAUACGGCGGAGCCAUCCAGCUCUGAGACAGGAGAAUCAUCACUGAAUCCACUGUCCACUGUGGAUUUUGGAGUUAUAUAAGGCUUACACCCUAAGACUUCGUUCAGCUCCUCGUAAUACUCACAAGAUUUGUCAUCAUUUCCAGAUYGGUUGUUGUGUUCUUUCAACUUCUUGUAAUCAUCUUCUAAAGCUUUGAUGCGAACUUUACAUUGAGUGCCACUCCUGAAACUGUUUAAACCAUGUUCUUUUAGAUGCUUGUUAAGACUUUUAGAGAUGGUAUCCCAUAUUACAGCAUUCCUUUUCGUAUUGAUUGUGUAUUGAUUGUGCCAUAAAUCUAAGAGAAAUCGCGUCUCUUGAUUGGACCAAUUCUUCACGCGACUUGAUUUUGGAGUCAAAUCUGCCUCAAUAUGAUCUUGAGAAGMUCCUGACUUUGAAGGAUUUGAUGUGGGGAAGUAGAGUGUUGGCGCUUGGCUGGCCGAAGAUGGCUGUUGUGAAGGAGGGAAGUAUAAAGUCGCUGUUUCGGCUUGGGUCAGGGUAAACUGCUGGAUUAAAAUCAAACGUCGGCUGAGUUGUACUACUAUUGUAGCCAAAAUACUGGCCAGGUCUGAAAAGCAACGGCCCAGGAUGGUGUUGUUGAGUGUUCAACAAAUUCAUCAGAGGUGUAUAGUAAAGCGAUUUCUGCAAGCAAAACAAAAGGUCGUACUAAAAUAAAUGGUUAGGUAAAUCGGUGAAUUGCAAUCACUUGAAUGUGCACAAACCUUACCUGUGAUUUGUAGAAUUAGUAUUACUGCUCGAAGGAACAUUAUUCCAGGGAUCAGCCAUGAUUUUAAAUACCAAGAACACUAAAAGCACACGSUGUGUAUUCUUCAAGAAACUUGGUAAUUUUAAGCUAGUUUACGCUAGAUAAGUAUUAUACGGUAUUUCAAGUUUUAGAUUUAGACAUUUCAUAUGUGUUGUGUUCUCUUUACACGCGAACAAAAUCAGUCUAGGUCCACUGCUUUUACRUAAGAUUGUCUGUAACAAGUCUGUGGUUUUUGUACGGGUUGUUGCCUUGUCAUUUAAAUCAUACUUGUACACCUCCCCUUGCUCUUUAUCAAAUUCUACUAAUAUAAUGUUUCCUUCUUCCUCCCCUUUGACAACUCCAGCAUCCUAAAAUUGCAUCAGAAAACAAGUAAAUCCAAUUGAAGGUAUAUUCCUUUAUAAGGGAUGAACCUAGCUGUUGUGUGCAUGGGGUUCACACCCCUCUUGAGAUCUUGAAUCCAUCAGUGCUUUAUUUUAAUUUUUUGAUCMUUUUUGUGGAGUGCACAACUCCAUCCCCCCAGGAUUCURCCAAAGGUUAUAUACUGGACUCMAUCCUCUAUUAAAUAGAAAUUAUUGCCAAUGGACCARCAACCGUUUUCCUUUCAUCUUCAUCUUAUCAAUGAAAUUAUAACUGCUGAACACCCGUGCCUUUGGAACAUUGGUUUCAAUUUUGUGAGCAUGACUCUUAUACAAAUCAAAUUCAUUCUCCAUGGAAGAUAACAUAUUUUCUAGGCCUCCCCAAGCAAUUUCAUCUGGAACAGGGAUUUCAGACGUCAUAUCGAGUACUGCGAGCACGUGCCUAGAGAGUUAACAGACAUUAAAAAAGUUAUUAUUCCAACCUUAAUUAUAAAAGUAGUGGCAUUUUUAACAAGGAAAUGUAUAUCAUGAAGAUUGUUGUAUUUAUGAUCCAUAUUAAGAAUAGAUCAUUUCAGGCACCACAGAGCAUGAUUUUUAUUGGGGGGCUAAAUCAAAACGGAACAACUUUUGAAAAACGGCUGAUGAAUUCGAAUUUUUCAAAAUGGUGGCCAAAAUAUUUGGGUGCCUAAGCCCAGCCAAGCAACACCGACUCCGCAGUGCCUGUCCUUUGUAUAUAUCUCACCAUGGCAUGACAUCAAUACUAGAAGAUCCGUAUCAUC
Molecule: messenger RNA, 3076 nt
Organism: Exaiptasia diaphana
Lineage: Eukaryota; Metazoa; Cnidaria; Anthozoa; Actiniaria; Aiptasiidae
Product: protein ANTAGONIST OF LIKE HETEROCHROMATIN PROTEIN 1-like
Source: RefSeq, a predicted model, not a curated record